Molecule: messenger RNA, 657 nt
Organism: Sipha flava (yellow sugarcane aphid)
Lineage: Eukaryota; Metazoa; Arthropoda; Insecta; Hemiptera; Aphididae
Product: small ubiquitin-related modifier-like
Exons: 2
Coding region: 191-574 (127 amino acids)
Biological process (GO): protein sumoylation
Cellular component (GO): PML body; nucleus
Molecular function (GO): ubiquitin-like protein ligase binding; protein tag activity
Source: RefSeq, a predicted model, not a curated record
GUCUAUAUUUCUGGCACAACAUUGUGUGCUGUUGAUUUUUUGUUUACUCUUGGAGUCUCGACUUUAUCAAAUUUAAAUAUUCAAACUGGAUCAUUUGGAAAUUGGUCCAUAUUCUUGUUAUUUAUAACAAAAAAUUUUAGGUUAUCUUAAUAUUUUAUUAUUAAUUUAAUUUAAAACUUCAAAAAUAAAAAUGUCAGGCGAAGAAGAAACUUCAAAACACUUACCAUCUACAUCUGAAGAAACAAAUAUCACUGAACAAAGCAUGAAUGAAGGUGAUCCAAAUGCAGGUGCAUUAGUUGUAGUUCCUGAAGAAAAAGCAUCGUCUUCAGAUGAGUAUAUUCGUUUACGUGUAAUCACCAGUGAUUUGACCAAUGAAGUACAUUUUCGAGUCAAAUCCGCAACAACUUUGGGCCGCCUGAAACGCUCAUAUUGUAACAAACUAGGUUUUUCAGUUGAAGAGUUACGUUUUGUUUUUGAUGGACAUCGAAUCACCGAUGAUGAUACACCCAAAAAAUUAGGCAUGAUGAAUGAUGAUGUUAUUGAAAUUUAUCAAGAAAGAUCUGGUGGUAUGUAAAUUAUGUUAGAACUAUUAAUUGAUUAUAAUAAUACUUAUAUUUAAUAGGUUUAUGUACGUAAAUAAUUCAUUUUGGAUUUGAU